ACAGUAGAAAACUCUGUGUGUGUGUGUGUGAGAGAGAGAGAGAGGGAGCGCGUGUUUCUAGUGUGCUUAUGACAUCCUCAGUUUCCAAUGCGGAGCUUAGUUAAAAGAGCAUGUGUUAGCAACUCCCAAUAGUUGGAGACCUCUGGCAAAGAGUGAGACAGAGGGAGGGAGCAUUAGCAGUCUUGACUAAAGUAGUGAGUGCAGUGUUCUGGGCAUGGAAUGACGCAUGUAUUGUGUUGGAUCAGAAAUGCGGAAGAAUUAGAAGCCUCUAAGUGUCAACUAGUCUUGGUUUAAAGAGCAAAGCAGCAUAGCUACGAAGCUGUUAUCUGUGUGGUGCUGGUAAGAUAUACAACCUUCUUUGACUUCUCUCUCUCGCUCGCUCAUUUUCUUCCCUUCCUCCCUCCCAUUUUCCUCCCCUCAAGGCGUACAUAGCACAAGGCUUUUGACAGGGAUCAAGGGGGAAACAAUUUGGUUGGCCUUUACAGAUUUUCUUUUUCUUUAAUUUUUUUUAAAAUCCUUUUUUGUUUUAUGUUUAGUCUGAAGCAAAAAGAUUGUACUAGUCAGAGUUGAAAUGCUAGCUCUUUUCUUGUCUCUGUCUGUGUGUGUGUGUGUGUGUGUGAAUACACACGCAGUCUAUGUAUGUACAUUUUUGAGUAAACAAGAGUAAAAGUCCAUUUCAGCUGGCCUGAAGAUAUGAGGCCUUGGAGAGACUAUCUAUUUCCACAACAGCCCCAAGUUCCUGUUACAUUACAUGUUGCUCUCUGCUGAUGGCAGUUGAUAAUUGGUAGCCACAGUCUGUGGUCGGAGUGCAGCAUUUUGUCUAGCACCUGGGCUGGGCCCUGCUGAUAUACAGUGGAGUGAGAGAGAGACACACACACACAGACAGAAAAUAAGCUAGCUGUAACUGUGCAACUCUGAGUGAGCGGCCUCAAGGGGAUAUUGCCUCACUGCAUGGAACUUACCUGAGGCUGACUGGUGAUGCUGUGUGUGCUGGGGGGUUCACAGAAAGGCUUGAAUCCCUGUUCCAGAGGACACGAUUAUGUCCAGUGAACAGCGUAACAGUACAGCGUUGAAGGAUGCUCAGUUAAAAGACCUGUUAUUGCAAAAAGCUGAACUGGAGUUUGUUCAGAUAAUCAUUAUAAUCGUGGUGAUAACUGUUAUGGUGAUAGUGAUCAUCUGCCUUUUGAACCAUUACAAACUCUCAACACGCUCUUUCAUCAACCGACAGAGCCAAAACAGGAGGCAGGAAGAAACUUUGCAGCCGGAAGGGUGCUUGUGGCCUUCAGACAGCUCAGUGUCACGACAAGGUGCUUCAGAGAUCAUGUAUGCCCCAAGGUCCAGGGACAGGUUUACCGCUCCAUCAUUCAUGCAGCGGGACCGUUUCAGUCGCUUCCAGCCAACCUACCCUUACAUGCAGCACGAGAUUGACCUUCCUCCGACCAUCUCCCUCUCUGAUGGAGAAGAACCACCACCAUACCAAGGGCCAUGCAUGCUGCAGCUCCGGGACCCAGAACAGCAGAUGGAACUCAAUCGAGAGUCUGUCAGGGCACCACCCAACAGAACCAUUUUUGACAGUGACUUGAUAGACAUUUCAACGUACAAUGGGGGCCCAUGCCCACCAAGCAGCAAUUCGGGCAUAAGUGCAACCAACUAUAGCAGUAAUGGAAGGAUGGAAGGACCACCCCCAACAUACAGUGAGGUCAUGGGUAAUUACCCAGGCUCCUCUUUUUUCCAUCACCAGCACAACAAUGCGCCUCCUUCAUCACAGAGGGGGAGCAGACUUCAGUUUCAGCAGAACAAUUCAGAGAGCACAAUAGUCCCUAUUAAAGGCAAAGACAGGAAACCAGGAAACCUUGUCUAAGUUACUUUCCCAGGUGCACUUGAACUGAAGACAAGAGAAUCAAACAGGAAUGUGGAGGAAAAUUCCCACAUUCCUGUGCACAAUGUUGUUAAGUUACACGUGGUACAAUGUAGUAAAACCAAACGUGCAAACCAGUUCGUUCUGAUUCAUUUCAGGGGAAUUGCAUGCAAAGUGGAUUGAGAUAAUACAAACUUCCAUUCGGUUUGGCCAUGAGCAGUGUUUUGGGGGAAAAUAUAUAUUAUUUUUUUUAAAUAAACUAUUUGAAUUAUUUAAUUCUAAAAGGAAACUUAGCACAGAAAUUAGGCUUGUACAGCCUGUUUUAUAUUAACUGAAUGGCAGAAAGAAGAAAAUGAGAAGAAAGUUUUGCUAGGUAAAUGGGGGAAGAAUCGGCCAGUUUGCUUUUUUCUCCCAAGGUGUGGAAUUUUUUUUAUAUGAAUCAAAAUUCCUGUUUUGUGUGCCAAGGUGUAAAGUUGAGAAAUUAGAUGAAUGCAAGGAGUUAAUUUGUGUUGUGAAAAAUGUGUUUUAAAAAGUUGCACUAUCUUAAUGUUUUAAAAAAUAUAUAUAUGAGGGAACUGUUUUACGUGAAGUUCUUCUAUAUGUUGUCUUUUCAAAACCUGUGGAAUAAUGAUUAGACCCCAGGAGUAAUCUGGAGGAGUUUGCCCCACCUGGUAUUUGUCACUGAAAGGGGAUUGUUGAAUUUAGCCUAACACCUAUUGACUUACAUAAUCAGGCAAUACAGGGACACUUAACAUGUUGUUAUCUUUGCAGUAAUUUGCAUUAAAAUAACAGUGCAUCAAUGAAGUGUCUUGGAGACUUUUGGAUGGAAGUAAGCAAACAUGAAAUUCCAGCAUUUCACAUCACUUAGGUUGUUUUAGCUAUUAUACAGUUUAGGCCAUUUGUUUCAUUAAAAGCAAAACAAAAUCCCAGAUAUACUAAUUUAUAUUAAUUAUUAACAAAGCACUGUAAUUUUUUUUCUCCUUUUCACAAUGCAGUAUCGUUAAUACGUAAGGUUUUAGAGAUGUUGUCUUCAGUGUAGCCUGAAAUAUAUUUAGUCACAUAUCCUGACAUUAUGCAAUAAAUUGUUUAAAAAUGCAAGGUGGUUCUGUCCCGUCCCCCCAGAAUGCAGUUAAAAUAUGUGACUCUUUCUUGUGCAUUUACUGUCCAAUUUCUAUUUAAAUUCUGUACUGGAGAAUUUUACGCUAAUCCUGUUUACGCAAGUGGACAUCAGUAACCAUACCCCCUCCUAUGCAGUUUCUGCAACACGUGAUACUUUUUACAGUGCUAGUGAUAUUGGCAAUGGUUUCUGCAGCAUUAGAAAGCCAUUGGAAGUGACUUGGAAACCCUGGUUAAUCUCACUGUAAGCCAUUAGCCUUUUCGUAUGGGCCUGAUCCCACAAACCCUUACUCAUGCACGUAAUCCCAUUGAGCCCAAUGGGACUAGGCACAUGGGUAAAGAUUACUCACGUGUGUGUGUUUGUGUGUAGGAUCUGGCCCUAUUUUUGUAAUUCUGGUCUUAAAGUAAUUGGAAGAUAUGUGUCUGCCUGACGAAUGUUGCUUAGGGUUUUGCUUUCUUUCCAUGGUUAGCUUCUGUGCCGAAGCUAAUGUAAGAUUUGGAAGUCAAUUGAACAAUGGAGGUAGUGACUUCAAGAGCACACAGAAAAAGCACAACAUGCACUUAAAAUGCAUUUUGGAAAUGGACUUUAAAAGAAAAAAAGAAUCUUUAGAGUCUUAGUUGUAAUAUUCCUAAUAUAUAUGCGUAGUAGAGUUUUCACUGUAAGGUCUCACUUUUUCUAUGGUCUUAAGCCUAGUGCUUUGUUAACAGCAGCAACCAACGAGUGCAUCAAAUGCACUGCAGAAAAGUACUGUAUUGUACAGCACCUGUUCCGAUUGCUGGAGAUUGGAUUUCUGUGUGACUUCUAUAUACUACAGGGCUUGAUUGAAACAUUGAUUACUGAAGCGAAUCUUUGAUCUAUGCAGAGUUUUAAUGCCAAAACAGCGUGUGUGUAUGCAUGUGUGUGUUCAUUUUAUGGGUCUCUGUAUAGAUAACUUCCUUAGUGAGGUGACUUUGUACUAUUGUAGCUUGAUGAAUAUUGGAAUAACUAUAUUCUGAACAGACAGCCCCAUUUAUAACCGAUCAGAAUCUGCUUGUUUCUUGAUCUGAAUUGUCCCUGGUAAUGCAAAGUGAACCCUUUUUAUUUAUGUAGCUAUAUUUGAAGAGAGAAGUAGGAGACUGGAUUUAGCACAGCCCCCAGCACAGAUGUUUGUGGGAUGACUGACUAGCUGUCUGUCGAUUAUAGCUCUUGCCUUUUAUAGUUUCUGGGAGUAAUACAUCUUGGAAUUAGGAAUUUACAGAUGACCUGCAGGUUUAGGCCAGAGGCAGUAUCCACAAUUUAAGUCACUUCAGGGAGUUUGUUGCUAUUAAAGGUGAGCAGAAGUAUGUUGUUGCCUAGAUCAGGAUUAUUCAGCCCUGAGACAUCUAGGUCAGAGAACAAAUGGAAAUCAAUUGUCAUUCUGUCAGGGAACCACUGGGCCAGGAGAAGGGCAGGUGAACAGUCCUGGGCUUUGGACCAUUUGAAUACAAGCUGUCCUACUGCUCUGCAGAUCUCAUUAAGGCCACAUCUAUUGACUUCAAAGCCACCUCUUGGGAACGUAUCUUCUUUGAGGAUAACCCUUUACCAUCUUUCCACCCUCGUGUCCCAGUGUGUUGGUGUAACUCCCAUGAACAUUGAUGGAUGUGAUGCAUGCACAUACAGAAGAAAACACCUACCAAAGUGGUCUGUUAGGUUUCCUUGAACUAGGGUUACAAACGCUGCAGAAGAAGUAACACAUUUUCUCCACUCUGCAAAAAGCAAUUUUUAGACUUCAUUCUGAUUAUAUCUUAAUGAAUGCUAGUAAUCUCUGAGGUGGAUUCUGCCAACAAUAUUACAAAGGAGUGCUCUUUCUUUCUUUCUGCUCAUAGAGAACACGCCAGUACUGUUAGAACUGAACUCCGAAAGAGAAAAUAAGAAAAAAUGAUAUCAAACAAGAAGUCGCUGUCAAUCUGUUCAGGCUCAAAAAUGGGCAUUCUCUCAAGGGAGGUAAAUUCUACACAGCAAUUCUGGAGGAUUCUCUGUAAAAAGACUCAGGACCAUAUUCUAAACCGUCCUAGCCACCCAAAUGUAAUUUUUAAACUAUUAAAUUGAUAUAUGUUCUACAGAUUAUCACAUGGGUAAAACUCCACAUACAUGGUUCAUUUGUGUGUGUGUGUGUCCAUGUAAGUAUAUUAUAUAUAAAAUACACACAAAUAUACCACAUAUGUAGAGGUUUUUAUCCUCUGACUGCCUCACUUACCCUCUGCCCAACAACCUAUCUUCCCCAAGAUUUAUUCAAAUACUCCACAUUUCUGAGCAACUUCAAACAGCUGUUACUUUAAAAAAAAUUAAUCUGUCAGAAACAGAUAUUCCCUCCUCCUCCUCUCUCCACCUCAAAUGUAGAAUUCCUCCCCAAAAUUACCCUGUUCCAAGGCCCAGGCUGGACAAGUUUCAGCUGUUGGACUGGUGUCAGCUUUUCUAGUUAGAAAAAUGUCUAAUCUUCAGUGUAUGUUGCCUGGCGGUCUUACAGGGCUAGGAAAGGAAGAGGGGAUUACAAACUUCCCAGUGGGAUACAUAUCACUUCUAGCCCUGGAAUUACAGAAAAAUCUCUCGAGCCUAUUUUUAGAGGUUUGCCUGGCUCCUUCUGAGCACGGCGCAGUUGGCCUCCUGGUAUGUGAGACACCUGACUUUAAGGUAUGAAUGAGAGAUGAAAAAUAGUCCCAAUAAAAAUGUUAAAAGCUCUCUCAAGUAUUCUUAAGAUAGCAUUUCUGUAAGAUGUAUGGCAUAUAGAGAAUACAUGAUACUGUGAUGUGAUAGGAAGGUUUGGUCAUCAUUAGUUUGGGGUGAUUUCUGUACGCCCCACUCAUGGCUUUGUCACUCAUGAGGAAUGCAUCUAACUCAAACUCAUGCUGAUAACAUUUUACCACACCGUUGUUCACUCUCUGUAUGUGAGAAAACACGCACACGUUCUGUGUAUGUAGUCAUGAUCAACAGAAUAACUUUCUUUCUUUUUGUUUCUGCAACCAUGGAAUUAAUUGGAACCGUGCAAUGAAUUGCAUUUAUUUUGCACCUUUGUCCUCAUUUUCAUUCUGCCCACUAAUCCAUCCCAGUUGGAGCUACUUCUGAUGUUCCAAAUCGCAAAACUACUAGUGUCAAAUGAAAAAGAGCCUUCCACUAAAAUUUUUCCCAUAACUGUGGCUUGGGUGAAAAUGGGGAUUGAAAUGACACUGCUGCAAGAAUAGCACAGUUCACUAGGAAAAAAGCUUUAGCCCAGUGAAGAACUCAAAGUGCAGGCUUUUUAGUGUUCUCCUGUAGGAAGCAUUCAUUUCUAGCCCUGACAGAGAGUGUGUCAUGGAACCUUAAAACUGACACCUGCAUUUGUGAGAAAUGUUUGAAGGUUUUAAAAAUGUUUUAUAACUAACAUUUCUCUGACUCUGAGGCCUGCACACUCAUGGUAACUAAGGCAACCUGGCUUUACAGGCAAGGACUACAAGAAAAUAAGCAAUCAAAAUACACACACUCUAAAAUUGUUCUUAAAAAUCUUUUAAGCAGGAGGAAUAAACAAAACACCUGCUGGUGUGUUCAAAAGGAUUAAUUGGGAUUUGGAUAUUUGGGAUUUUCCCAGAAACUCUCAUAGCUCCCUGCCUGGGACUCAUGCCAUACGUGACCAUUGUGUGUGUGUGUGUGUGUGUUUGCCAACACAGACGUGCACACCUUCUCUCUAUCUGUUCUAGUUAUCCAGAUAUUAGUUAUUAUUCUAUAACCAACUUCCAGGGAUGCUGCAUGGUUUUAUUUUAUGUCAUAAGCCAGUUUAAAAUGUUCCUUUCCUGCUAUAGUAAACUAUUUUGAAUCCUACUGUUGAACAUGGCUCUGUUACAUGCCUGGGCAGUGGCAGGUAACCACUCAAAAGGUUGAAAGUGUGAGGAGCACCUGCUCUCUUCCCUCGCCCUUUGAAUAAUGUACAGUACCCUGCUUCAACCAGUUGCCCAGGUUCCCAACUCUGACAUGGAGCACUGGUGCAUCUUCCAUCCAACAGCUCUCCUCUUUAGGAUGCUUUUGACAGCAGUCCUCAUAUCUUGGGGACUGCCCUGCAGGAGACCGCUUGUACUGAGGUACUGCAGUGAAAAGGAUUUUUAAAACUACAGAAGCACAUUGUUUCUAAUAAGCCUAUGUGGUACUAACAAGGGACCCACGUUUGAAAGUGGGCUCAGAUGAAGCUUUGCUUUAGGUUACUUUUGUUUGCUGUUUCAUUUAAGGGCUGUUGUAAGAAUCUUGUGAAAUAUGGUUGGCCUUUCCCGUUUUGUACAUGCCCCAAAACUAACCCCAAAUGUCUCACUUUUGUUUUAACCCCCUCCCUCUCCCAAGGAGGCACUGUCAUAGAAUUGUUUAACAUCUAUAGGGGCCCUUAUAGCAGCAUUUCACAUGUAAAAAACCCUUGUGGGGAUUUGUCUGAGUUACAUCAUUUCAGCUGAACUUUCAGAGUUUUGUUCUAAUUUCUCUUUACUUGCUAUGUUUCCUUUUUAAAUUACAAUUGACACUUCUCUUUAUGGGGUCCCACUUUACAAUCCAGACCAAGGCCCACCUACGAAUGUUGGCUCAGGCCUGGUCUGGACUUAGCAGUUUUGCUGGCAUAGCAGUGUUGCUCGGGAUGUGAUCCCCACCCCCUUGACUAACAUAGUACAUCAGCAAAAGCCCAAAUGUAAAUACAGUUAAACAAGUUGCACAAAAGUCCUUUUGCUAGUCUAGCAUACUCCAUUCGGGGAACUGGUAUAAGCUGCAUCUCCACCACCGGGGAUUUGCCAGUAUAUAGGUAUUCGCAAAAAGAAAUGGAGUACUUGUGGCACCUUAGAGACUAACAAAUUUAUUUGAGCAUAAGCUUUCGUGAGCUACAGCUCACUUCAUCGGAUGCAUUCAGUGGAAAAUACAGUUGGGAGAUUUAUAUACAUAGAGAACAUGAAACAAUGGGUGUUACCAUACACACUGUACGGAGAGUGAUCACUUAAGGUGAGAGAUUACCAGCAGGAGAGCUGGGGGGGGGGGGAAACCUUUUGUAGUGAUAAUCAAGGUGGGCCAUUUCCAGCAGUUGAGCAAACCCUUCCAUGUGUAAGCAAGGCUCAGUAUAGAUGAAGUGCUUUAUCCAAACAGUAAAUAGCACCAAUGCAAAAUUUAGAAGCUGAUUAAUGCUUUGUAAAUCAGCCACAAAUAUUUUGCUUUAAUACAUUUAAAGGCCACUAACACCUCAUUUGCAAUCAUUCACUCUACAUUUCUCUGCUCCCAAAGCAAAGCAGGGAAGGUUGAGCUUGGUUUGUACUGAAAAUGUCAAAACCUCUCCUUCUGGCUGUACUUCUGCCUUGGCAUAUUUUGUGUUACAGCUCGAGAAUAAAUACAAGCAAAGCUAGCAUCGCUUUAGUGCUAAAAUAUUGUACCUUUUUGUGUUUAAAACGGAGAGAAACAAACAAAAAUAGGUUUCAGAGUAACAGCCGUGUUAGUCUGUAUUCGUAAAAAGAAAAGGAGUACUUGUGGCAAACAAAAAUACUUCCCCCGCCCCCCAAGGAACCCCGCCCUGUGUGUGAUUUAUUGCCAGAGAGGCCUGUGUCUCAUUUCUUUGCUGUCUUCCUGCUGCUGCUGCUUUAAAUGGUUUGCUAUGUGAGUUUUCUGAUACCACAGGGUAUGUGAUCGCGUGGGUGACAGAGUUGUCGUUUUCUUCAUUCUUUCUCGCCUCAGUUUGUGCUUGUCUGUCUGCUGUGGUAGGGGUAUUAAUAAAUAAAUAAAUGUAUACAUAUCUAUUCGAUAUAAUUUUGAGGAGGUUUGCAUGUUAGUAGUUUGUAAGCAACUAAGGGGCCUCGUGUUCAGGUCUGAGCAGAUAGGAAUCCGCUUGCACUCGAGGGGCCGGAUCCGAAGCUCAUUGAAGUCAAUGGAAAGACUCCCACUGAUUUCAGUGGACUUUGGCUCAAGUCCUAUGCUCCCACCUUUGUUGUGCCUCACUUAAAAUGGUGCUUCUUCAGUUGUCUGUCUCUUCUUCUGAGUUUUAUUUGUAAGGUGCUGUAUAUAACUUGAAUAUAUUAUGCACAUAUCCUACCCAAUGGGUAGAACAAACAAACAAAAAAAAAGACAUUGUUAAUACUGUAAGAUAAUGUAUAGAUGAUACCAAUUUUAACACAAAAAAUGGCAUCCAAUUUGUGAAUGCCUACUUUCGUGCUUGGUCCUCUUUUGUAAGAAAAUUUGCGAAUGUAUGCAUACAAAUGACAAAAAGUCUAUGUAUUUUAUUUUCCUAUUAAAUAUCAAUAUAAUAUCAUAAGGGAAAAGCAGAGUUUGAACAAAUCACUUUUGACCAGCUUGUAUAUAGCAACUGGUUGUUUGAUGCAUCUUUGCGAUGACGGUCAUUCUUUUUGUGUGUGUCACUUUAAGGAAAAAGAAAAACAAAACAAACAAACCUUCACAGCUUUAACUUUGCAACUAGAUACUUCUCUUCUUUGUUGUCACCUUGUUUUUGCUGAGCUGAACCAGUAUUAGCUACUUCUUCUCCAGCAGAUAUUUUAUUUAUACCCUCAGUUACCUUAUUUACCUAAAGAUGAGUUAAAAACCUAGAACUUUUUAUCCAAACCCAAUGACGCUGUAUGGGCCUUGGCUAAAUUGAUCGAAACUGACCCUGCAAAAAUCAAAAGUAGGCCAACAGAGUUUUUCAAAAACAAAAACAGUCCUUGUGUUGCACCUAUAUCUGAUACACAACCUUCCCAUUCUAUACUCUGAAGGCUUGUCUGCAUUCAGGAUUCAGCAAUCAGUGUAGCUGCAGUGGUACAAACCCCAGGUAUAAUAGACAAGGAAAGCUGUAAUUUACGCUGUUUGAUCUUACCCCUGAUUGAAAUGGGAGCAUAUUGAAGUGGUUCAAUAUUCAACUUUCCUUGUUCACACUGAGGUUUGCAGCACUGCUGGACCAGUGAUAGCUGAACUGGGGCUAAUAAUGAGUAUAGACAAGGCCUAAACCCAUCCAAGCCCAGUGAGCAGUGGUGUAAGGCCAGGUCUACACUUAAAACUUUUGCAAGUAUAAUGAUGUCUAUUCGGCGUGUGACUUACUUUAUUUUUAUGACAUUUUAUACCAGCAAAAGCCCAAGUGUAGACACAGUUAUACAGGCACAAAAAUCCUUUUGCUGGUAUCCAUUUUGUUGUUCAGGAAAUUGAUAUAAGCUUUUGCCAGCAUAACCUUCGUCUACACUUGCUGAUAUGGUUAUAUCUGUAUGGCAAACCAUUUUUCAGGUAGACAAGACCUAAGCUUUCGAUUUUGAGGAUGGGGUGGGAGUCAAUUUAUUUUUAAGGCUGACGAGCAAGAAAAGCCUUUUGUAGUUUGACCGGCGCUUUGUUGUGCAUGGCAAGGCCCUCUGGACAGUUUGCUCCUCCAGUCUUUCCACACUUUUGGUUGUCCAUGUACACUCUUGGCGUGGCUUGUUAGGUAAAGCGAAUACCUCAGGAAAACAAACACAAAGUUUGAGUUUAGAAUUGCAGAUAGGGAACUUAUUUUUCUAAACUGCUUGUUUUAAAUAGUCUGGGAACGUAGAUGAUAUAAAAGUUAACUGUCAAAGACUGAAUAAUCCGCUAACGAAUGGCUACUUUUUUAUACUUGUCAGGCUUUAACCACAAGCAUAACAUAGCAAUGUAUUGGAAUGUGUUUGAGGUGGCGUUUUUGUUGGUUUUCAGAUAUCUAGCUAAAUGCUACACUAAAACUCAGGGGGCCUCAU
Molecule: messenger RNA, 10663 nt
Organism: Chelonia mydas (Green sea turtle)
Lineage: Eukaryota; Metazoa; Chordata; Testudines; Cheloniidae
Gene: LDLRAD4
Product: low density lipoprotein receptor class A domain containing 4
Exons: 4
Coding region: 1040-1861 (273 amino acids)
Biological process (GO): negative regulation of transforming growth factor beta receptor signaling pathway
Cellular component (GO): Golgi membrane; early endosome membrane
Molecular function (GO): R-SMAD binding
Source: RefSeq, a predicted model, not a curated record